Messenger RNA from Aphidius gifuensis, 1170 nucleotides. It is a transcript of the gene Mic26-27, whose product is annotated as MICOS complex subunit MIC27. The record is from RefSeq and is a predicted model, not a curated record. Lineage: Eukaryota; Metazoa; Arthropoda; Insecta; Hymenoptera; Braconidae. The transcript has 6 exons. Gene Ontology annotation, cellular component: MICOS complex. The coding region runs from base 232 to 1041 and encodes 269 amino acids. Gene Ontology annotation, biological process: cristae formation.
CUCUGUCUUACUUUGUCUACUGAAUAGCAAAAUUAUCAAUUUUUUCAUAUACACAUCAUGUUAUAUUAACAAUAUUAAUAUUAUAAUAACUGUCAUCAAUAGUUAUAUAUUUAAAUUGAGGAUUAACAAAUUGAAUUAAAAACUUUUUUGAAUAAAUUUAAUUUGCCAAUCAAUUUAAUUUUUAUUAUAUACCUAUUAAAUUUUGUAUUGUCAAUAAAAACAGCUGUCAAAAUGCAAGGGUUACAGAUAUUUAAAAAAUUUUUGAUGCCUGGAGGUUUAUGUGCAACUAUUCCAGUAAUAAAAUCAACUCCAACACCACCAGAAAAACCAAUUGAAUGUAGUAAUCAUCAUCAAAUUGGUAAUGAUAAUGCUGUUGCUGCUAAUAAAAUAUUAAUACGACCAUCAGAAUUACCAAUUUAUGUACACAAUGUAACAUCAAAAGAACUUCCAUGUAAAGAUGAUAAUCAAUUUGGAGCAACAAUUUAUAUUGAACAAGGAUUUGGAAGUGUACGUAAAAAUAUUCAAAGUGUUAUUACUGAAUACAAACAUGUAACAGACACAGUCAAAGAUAAAUUAAAUACAAGCAUGGAGCAUAGCUCACUUUUACUUGAUUAUUUGAGAGAAGAGAACAAUAUGUUACCACGUAUUGGAGCUGUAGGAAUUGGUGGAUUAGCUGGAUUAAUUUUUAGUCUACGAGGUGGUAAAUUUAAAAAGGUAAUUUACACAACAACUGGUAUUAUAGCUGCAGCCAGUAUUUGUUAUCCAAAAGAAACUCAAAAUACACUUGUUGCUUCAAAACAUUACAUAAACAUUGGUUAUAAUUUUAUUUAUGGUGUAAAACCUGGUGAUGAAAAACAACUUGAAAUAUCUUGGCCUGAAUUUCCAACAAUUAAAAUACCAACAUCAUUUUCAGAAUUUAUUAAUUUAGCUAGUGAAAGUGGUUCUGCUGCUGUUGAUGAUAAUAAUAAUGCUGCAAUUGAUGCUGGUGAAUUAAAAGAAGAGAAAACCAAGCAAGCUGAACCAGAAAAAAAGGACAAAUAAAAUAAUAAAAUUCAAUAGUCAACAAUGGUGUACUUUUAUAAUACAUACGUAUAUACCUAAUUAAAAAAGAAAAACCAUCAAUAAAUCAUUGUAAAAAUUUUAGAAAUAAAAAUUAUUAUAUUGAUAAAA